Molecule: messenger RNA, 1705 nt
Organism: Centruroides sculpturatus (bark scorpion)
Lineage: Eukaryota; Metazoa; Arthropoda; Arachnida; Scorpiones; Buthidae
Exons: 3
Coding region: 62-1552 (496 amino acids)
Source: RefSeq, a predicted model, not a curated record
UGUUGAAUGGCAGAAAAAUCUGGUCCAAAACUUAUCAUCGAAAGAAAUACCAGAGGAUUAUAUGCGGUUUUUAUCAUAUGGAGCUGGUAUGAAUUUUCCUUUUUCUAGUGGAAUAGUAAAUACGAUUGCAGAUAUUGAAGAUGCAAUUUUUCACUGUAAUCUUCAAAAAGAAGAAAAAGAUGAAAUUAGAAUUAAAAUUUGUGAAGAUUUAAAAAAACUGGAAAUCAAGAAAGGGCGCAUUCAGGAUCAUAGAGCAAGACAUUAUAUAGAGAAUAAGAAACAAGAAAUAAUAUCUGAAGGAAGUUUUAAAAAGUUAGAAAAAGACCCGUUUAAUGAAAUACAAAGAACAUUAACAAGAAAAUUGAAGAAAUUUGUGAAAGAAGGUCAUAUCCAGGCGAGUCAAAGUAAAGAAAUACUUUCAAAGGAAAACGUAAGAAUUCCUAAAUUAACUGUCAGAAUUAAAACACAUAAACAAAAUAAAUGUAGACCAAUCAUAGACUUUAGAUUCACAUUAUUAUAUAAUUUAGAAAUCUUUAUUAAAAAGAUAUUACAGGAUAUACAAAUUUCGAAAUAUGCAGUUAAAAAUGCUGAUGAUUUAAUUACAAAAUUGCAAAAAGGUGUAAUCUUGUCUAAUUAUAAAUUGAUGAGUUUGGAUAUAACAUCUAUGUACCCUUCUAUUACUAAAGAUAUGAUUUUGAGCAGUUUACGUAAGUAUGGUGUUCCUGAUUAUUUAAAGGAUUUAAUUACUUUCACAUUAGAUAAUAAUUAUUUUACAGUGAAGGAAAAGAACUUUUAUCGACAAACAGAAGGUAUUUCGAUGGGCUCCGUAAUAGGACCGAAAUUAGCAGAAAUUUAUAUGCUGGAUGUGGACAUGAUUCUUUCAACAUUAAAUGGAGUUAUGUUUUUUGCAAGAACAACAAAUAUAGAUAAAAGAAAAGAAGAAAUUGAAGAUACACAUAAGAAAUACAUCUUAAAUGGAUAUCCAAAAAGAUUACUAAAUGAUUGGUUCCACAGAUUUUUAAGAAACAGGUUUAAAGUUAAACGUUGUCAAGAAAUAAUAAAGUAUGUAUCAUUUCCGUAUAUAAAAGGUAUUUAUGAAAAAUAUAAUAACUUCUUUAAUCAUAAAUUAAUUAGAUUGGCUCCAUCCUUAAAUAACAGGUUAUCAAAUAUGAUGAUCAUCAGAAAUAAUGCUAAAGAUAUAUUAGAAGAAGAAGGUGUUGUUUAUCGGAUAGAAUGCACGUGUAACAAUCCUAGUUUUUACGUCGGUGAAACAAAACGAAGAUUAAGGAUCAGACUGUCGGAACAUUUGGCUGCCGUAAGGUUGAAAAUGAGUAAUUCUCCUGUCUUCCAACAUUGUAAUAGUAAUAAUUGUCAGAUUAAUAUUAAUAAAUUAAAAAUAAUUUUUAAGGAAAAAAAUAUUGUAAAGCGAAAGGUAAAAGAACACUUCGCUAUAAUUAUGCAAAACAAUAAUGUUAAUUUAAAUACCGGAAUGUUAACAGCGGCAUGCUGGGAGUUUUUUGUUAACUGUAUAAGUGGCUCUUCAAUGAGUUGACUGUUUGAACGUAGAUUUUGUGCUGUAAGCCCCACUGAAGAGGCCAUAGGCGAAAUGCAUUUGGGAAGCUUGUUAGUAAUGAUGUAAAUAAAAAUUUUUUUCUCUCUGCAGAUUAUUUUCUUUUUUAUACCUUUUUAAACUCUGUUUUUUAAA